AUGCCUCCCGGAAACCACCUUCUCCUAAGUGGAAUUCUAUCUCACAUCGAUAUCAAAGGCGAUAUAUUGAAUGGCAAUAGAAAUCGAUCAUCUUAUUGGGUUCAGAUCUACGUCGACAACCAAGAAAUCAUCAAAUCGGAUAAAAUCAAGGCUCAUUCUGGGAAGCUUACGUGGAAAUGGGAUCUGGGUACCAAGAUAAUUGAACUCUAUCGCGGGUUCAAAAGCACCGCCAUAGGCAAAUUCCGUCAGUUCCAGGUGCACGUAGCACAAUUUGAGGAACAAAUUGUGCAGUUGCUCGACAACGGUUCCACAUCAUUCGCAUUGAAAGAUAAAAAGGAUCAAAGUGUUGCAGAGAUCAAAAUGUCUCUUUUUCUGUCAGAGACACCGAAUGAGUUCAUCUCGGACUUCAUGAAGAAGGUUGAGCACGAUGUUGCCAAUCUGAAAGACAUCGACGGCGUUACCAAACAGGUAUUGUCAGUCCUUGGGCCUGUGCUGAAGAGUACGAAGACCAUGAUGGAUACCUUUGCUGAUGAUACACAGGAAACGGAGAUCCGAGACCAAUCAAUCCGAGAGUUGGCAGAAAAUUUACGUGAGAUGCUUGCUACUGCAAACGAGAAACUCGACCUGCCAAAAAUCCCAGAGGCGGUCGACAUAAUCCAGGAAAUUGGACAGCAUUCCUUGCAGGUUGCGUCAAUCAUCCACAAGUACACUCAAUUGCCUUACAAUGAAAGGACAUUGACGUUAAGCACCGGUAAUCUGGGAAAACGUAUCAAGGAGUGCCAAAGUAAAUUCCUAGCUCUCAAGGAGAGAUUCUAUGAGCGAGUACAGCUUGAGAUGAAUAAGGCUGUUAAAGAAAAUCAGGAUAUGAUGAAGGAUGUAAAGAAAGAGGUUACCAAGGUCAAGGACGAUGCCCUAGAAAAAAAGAUUAUUGAGUGGCUAUGGCAUUCCGCCCCCCCACUCAACUUUUCCCAAAACUACAAUGAAGCCAAUAAAAAGCGUCAAGGAGAAACAUGUUCCUGGUUUCUUGAGGAUGAGAGAUUUGGACAAUGGUUACACCAUUCUGGCUUUAUAUGGGUCUAUGGAAAAGAAACACUGCAAAGGAUCAUGGAGGGAUUUGAUGAUGUUUUCAUGGCCAUUGAUGCGCUGGACGAGUGCUUGGAUCGCCAAAGGACUCUUAAUUGGAUCCAAAAACUCCUUACCAAGUUCCAUGGGCAAACCAACAUUCAUCUGAUAAUCACAAGUCGACAUGAGACAGAUAUCAGCAGUGUUUUUCAUGAUCUUGGGGGUGACCACAUCGACGUCCUUAACUCUGAAAACAAUGAUGUUGAGGGGUACAUCAGGGAGAAGAUGAAAUUGGGCAAACUACAGCAACUCAAUGAAAAUUAUCGGUCUGAAAUAGAGCGUAAAUUACUGGAUUGUGCCGACGGAUCCCCAAGAUUUCGAUACAUUGCACUGAUGCUAGCCGAGGUGGAAAAAUGUUCAAAUCUGGCCAUGUUGGAGACAACAUUGACUGAGUUGCCAAAGGAUCUUGAUGAGAUAUAUGGACGAAUUCUGCGUAAAUGCGACUCCAAAAAGGCUUUGGAUCUUCGAAGAUUUCUUCAGUUUCUUGCAUUCUCCAUAAGAGACAUAACACUUGAGGAACUUGCCGAAAUUAUUACAGUUGAAUUCACUCCAGAAAAUGAGCCAGUUUACAAUUCCAACAAACGAUAUUUCAAUCCUAUUGAUGUCCUCGAGCUAUGUGGGGGACUAGUAGUGACAGUAAGAAAUGUCAAAUCACACAACCAGAACAAGGACUAUAUCAAGCUGUCCCAUUUUUCGGUGAAGGAAUACCUUAUGUCUAGUCAUGUCCAAGACGUGUUUCACCUGGCCAAGACCACGUCUCAAAUUGAAAUCUCAAAAACAUUGCUAUCGUAUCUUUUGGAGACUUAUGCCGCCACCCUUAAUAUCAACAACCUUGGCCCUUCCAACUUCCCACUCCAAUCCCAUGCUAUAAGACACUGGCAUUCAUAUGUCCAAUGCCAGGGUGUAGACAAAGACAACAUUGUAUGCAAGCUGGUAAUCUCUCUCUUAAGACUUGGAGAUUCUACAGGAUUUAACAACCAAGUAAUCAAUAUCCUGUAUAAUAAAGAGUUGAAGACUAAAACAGCCGAGUCUAGAAUGAUUUGCCAGGCAUCAGUCCUAGGCCUUUGUGGUGUCGUGGAAGUCCUAUUGAAAGAGGUGAAUGAUAUAAUCCUAACAAAGAAAUCCAUGGAUGGAAAAAAUCUACACCAGGAAAGGGUAAAUGGGAAGUAUAGUGAUGCCCUGCAGGCAGCAUCCUGUAUGGGAUAUGGAUUGGUGGUUGAAACCCUGCUGCAGCAUGGUGCAGACAUCAAUGUUGUGUUUGGUACUUAUGGCACUGCACUCCAGGCGGCAUCCUAUAUGGGCCAUAAAUUGUUGGUUGAAAUUCUUCUGCAGCAUGGUGCAGAUGUCAAUGUUGUGGGUGGCAAGUAUGGCACUGCAGUCCAGGCGGCAUGCUAUAUGGGGCAUAGAUUGGUGGUUGAAACCCUCCUGCAGUAUGGUGCAGAUGUCAACAUUGUGGGUGGUGAUGACGGAACUGCACUCCAGGCGGCAUCCUAUAUGGGCCAUAAAUUGUUGGUUGAAAUUCUUCUGCAGCAUGGUGCAGAUGUCAAUGUUGUGGGUGGCAAGUAUGGCACUGCAGUCCAGGCGGCAUGCUAUAUGGGGCAUAGAUUGGUGGUUGAAACCCUCCUGCAGUAUGGUGCAGAUGUCAACAUUGUGGGUGGUGAUGACGGAACUGCACUCCAGGCGGCAUCCUAUAUGGGCCAUAAAUUGUUGGUUGAAAUUCUUCUGCAGCAUGGUGCAGAUGUCAAUGUUGUGGGUGGCAAGUAUGGCACUGCACUCCAGGCGGCAUGCUAUAUGGGGCAUAGAUUGGUGGUUGAAACCCUCCUGCAGUAUGGUGCAGAUGUCAACAUUGUGGGUGGUGAUGACGGAACUGCACUCCAGGCGGCAUCCUUUUGGGGCUAUGAAUUGGUAGUUGAAACCCUCCUAAAGCAUGGUGCAGAUGUCAAUGCUGUGGAUGGUGAGUAUGGCACUGCCCUCCAGCUGGCAUCCUAUAAGGGCUCUAAAUUGGUAGUUGAAACCCUCCUAAAGCAUGGUGCAGAGGUCAAUAUUGUGUGUGGUGAGUAUGGCACUGCACUACAGGUAGCAUCCUAUAUGGGAUAUGAAUCGGUGGUUGAAACCCUCCUAAAGCAUGGGGCAGAUGCCAAUAUUCUGGGUGGCAAGUUUGGAACUGCACUCCAGAUAGCAUCUUAUGCGGGCUAUGAAUUGGUAGUUGAAACCCUCCUGCAGCAUGGUGCAGAUGCCAAUGUUCUGGGUGGCAGUUAUGGCACUGCACUCCAGGUGGCAUCCUAUAUAGGCUUUAAUUCGGUAGUUGAAACCCUCCUGCAGCAUGGUGCAGAUGUCAAUGUUCUGGGUGGCAAGUUUGGCACUGCACUCCAGGCAGCAUGUUCCAAAAACCACGAAAAAGUCAUUCAAUUGCUCUUGAGCCACGGUGCUAAAGUAACCUCACUGGAUUAUCUGGAUUGUAUUAGCAAUCCCGCCCUUCAGGUAGAACUUUGUAUUGCUUACUCUGCACAUAAAGAAAGUAUAUCAAACCCACUUCAAAUUAUGCCUGAAAACUGA
Molecule: messenger RNA, 3678 nt
Organism: Psilocybe cubensis
Lineage: Eukaryota; Fungi; Basidiomycota; Agaricomycetes; Agaricales; Agrocybaceae
Exons: 11
Coding region: 1-3678 (1225 amino acids)
Molecular function (GO): protein binding
Source: RefSeq, a predicted model, not a curated record